AUGAUCGCCUCACUGGCCCGGCCCAGCUGGCUGACAGGGUACCCGAUAUUCCAAACAACGGGUCCAACAUCAGCUGACUUCCGCUACUACUCGUCUGCCAUCUGCCCCGCGGCUUUGUUGUCGGUCCCAGCGUUGGAGACUGCCGCACACUGCGUGUCCAUCGUCUUGCCCUCAUUUGUUACAGUCGGAACAUUACUCCAGAGUCGAUGGGUGGAAGCAGACCUCACCAUGCUCGAAACACACCCUCUGACCCCUGGCCAAAAGCUCGCCAGAACCGAGUUGGAAUCCAAAGCUAGCGCCGUCAGCCAGGCGAUAGCGACAACCAAGGGGCCAGAGACACGACCAACGGCAGUGCGCAGCUCGUCCUCCACAGCAACGUCCAUCACAGAGAUCGAUGAGGAUUCCCUCACACAGAUUUGGGAAACUCCAGAUCCUACGAGUCUCCGCCCGUCGAAUACUGCAUUGAGCAACUCCAACGGCCGCGGGGGGCUCGGAAGCCUGGACCGUGGAACGAGCAUCGUUGUCAUCGUCGUGGUGACCGUCGUUGCGGGCAUCGCUCUCUGGACGGCCGCGUUCCUUUUAAUUCGGCGGCAUAAGAGGAGAGCGGGGAAACGACCGGGGCGCUUAAGGAGGAAGGGCGAUGAGGCCGGACCGGACCAGGGAGCCCAGGAGACAAAAGCGAACACGGGGUUACCGAAAUCGACCGCCAGCCCAGAGUCGACGCCCGAGCUCGACUCCGGGUCCCCCGCGAUCGGCAGCACGCCAAACCCAGCCGAGCUCGAAGGUGACAUGCUCAUCCAACCCCCGACAAAGCCGUGGGUAAACCAGACAUCGUGGCUCAAGGUCCCGUCGCAGCAUCCUGGCCAGCCAUCCCCAACGCAGUCAGGGAAGUCACCUCGUCGGACGGUCCGAGAGUCGUUUGGCGAGAAGGUCAACGAUCCAGCGGCAGCAUUGGGUAGAUUGAAGAUACCGAGUCCUCUCUCUCCGGGCCGGCCAUCGCCGCAUUCGCCAAGCCCAAUAGCAAGGGGCUUCUGGAGACUGACACGGAGUCCAAGAAGUCCAUCGGCGGCGGCACGGAGACUGAGCGUACAAUUGCCCAAACCAUCGCCAAGGUCCGUACCGGGCGGGAAUGCGUCGACGGCAAGCACACCGCGGAGAGGGAAAACGGGGUGGCGUGAUGGGCCAGACAACACGCAGUCGCAGCGUGAUGCAGCGCCGUAA
This is a messenger RNA of Chaetomium strumarium, 1221 nucleotides long. RefSeq lists its product as uncharacterized. The coding region runs from base 1 to 1221 and encodes 406 amino acids. Lineage: Eukaryota; Fungi; Ascomycota; Sordariomycetes; Sordariales; Chaetomiaceae. The transcript has 5 exons. The record is from RefSeq and is a predicted model, not a curated record.